AUGUCUAGCUCCAAGGCAAGCCAUGCCUCCGGAGCAGCUCAAACAGACCACAACCUAAGGCAAAGACACACCCCAGGCAAAGGGGAAAAUGGGUCUGCAAUUGCACCUAUGGAAGAAGUGGAUGAUAAGAAGAACGUCCAGCCUACGAGUCAUAGUAACAUUCUAUCCUAUCUCGACGAAUAUGAAUUCUUGAUCGCCCCCUUGAUCUUUACUGCCCUCGCAUUUUUCACCCGAAUGUACAGAAUCGGCAUCUCAAAUAUAGUGACGUGGGAUGAAGCACAUUUUGGCAAAUUCGGUUCGCAUUACCUGAAGAGGGAGUUCUAUUUCGACGUACAUCCUCCGCUGGGGAAGAUGCUAGUAGGGCUAUCAGGCUAUAUGGCUGGAUACAACGGAUCUUUCGAAUUCAAGUCGGGCGAGAAAUAUCCAGAAGAGCUGAAUUAUACCUUCAUGAGACUUUUCAACUCAGCUUUCGGAGCAAUGUGUGUGCCAUUGGCAUACUUCACAGCAAGGGAACUCAACUUGAGGCGGCCGGCAGUCUGGCUGGUGACAAUGAUGGUGUUGUUCGAAAAUUCAUACGCAACUAUCUCAAGAUUUAUACUGCUGGACUCAAUGCUCCUUUUUUUCACAUUCACCACAACCCUCUGCUGGGCAAGAUUCCAUAAUUUGAGGCGGGAGAGUUUCUCUGCUGAAUGGUUCUUAUGGCUUACCUUGACCGGCAUAAAUAUUGGUUGUGUGUGCAGUGUGAAAUGGGUUGGUCUCUUCUGUACGGCUCUCGUCGGCGCUUACACCGCUGAGGAUCUAUGGAAUAAAUUUGGCGAUCUCAAUAUGCCAAAGGCGAGACUUGGGGCGCAUCUAGGAGCUCGUAUCCUAGGCCUUAUCGUCAUUCCAAUGAUCGUGUACAUGUUCUCAUUCUACAUCCAUUUUUUGGUUCUCGAGAACAGCGGUCCAGGAGAUGCUCAAAUGAGCUCUCUUUUUCAAGCAAAUCUCAAGGGAACGGAAGUCGGCAAAGAUAGCCCCCUCGAAGUAGCGUACGGAUCAAGAGCAACACUGAAGAACAUGGGUUACGGAGGUGGACUGUUGCACUCUCACGUUCAGACGUUUCCCGAAGGAUCUAAUCAGCAACAAGUUACUUGCUAUCACCACAAAGAUGCAAACAAUGACUGGUUCUUCUAUCCCAAUCGAAAUGAACCAUUGCCCUCGCAGGACGAUCCAAUCAAGUAUGUCAGCAAUGGGGACGUGAUGCGUCUCAUACACUCCCAGACCGGGCGCAACCUGCAUUCUCACUCUGUCUCUGCUCCAGUCACAAAGGGCGACAAUGAAGUUUCGUGUUAUGGAAAUACCACAGUCGGAGACGACAAGGAUCACUGGACCAUGGAAGUUGUCAACGACGCCGCCACUCGAGACUACUCUAAAAUCCGCACCUUAACAACAGCCUUCCGCCUACGGCAUACCUCUCUCGGUUGCUAUCUGCGCGCUGGAAAUGUCAAUCUCCCCCAGUGGGGCUUCAAACAGAUUGAAGUCACCUGCGUAAAAGAGAACAAACCGCGCGACGUCUACACCCACUGGAACGUCGAAGCACACUUCAACGACCGACUCCCCGCCGGCGACCCAGGCUCCUACAAAUCCCCCUUCUUCCGCGACUUCGUCCACCUCAAUGUCGCCAUGAUGACCUCCAACAACGCCCUCGUCCCCGAUCCCGACAAACAGGAUGACCUCGCCUCGCAAUUCUGGCAGUGGCCCAUUCUGAACGUCGGCCUUCGUAUGUGCGGCUGGGACGAUACCAUCAUAAAAUAUUUUCUUCUCGGCAACCCGCUCGUCUACUGGGGCUCCACUGCCUCCCUCGUCAUCUUCGGCGCCCUUGUAGCGUGGUAUACCAUCCGCUGGCAAAGGGGAUAUGAUGAGCUCAAGCCCGAGGAAAUCGAUCAUAUCCAUUAUGGGGGCUUGUAUCCCGUGAUCGGGUGGUUUCUGCACUAUGCGCCGUUUGUGGCUAUGGCACGAGUGACGUACGUGCACCAUUAUUAUCCAGCGCUGUAUUUUGCGAUACUCACGAUGGGGUUUGUGAUGGACUGGUUUACCAGGCCGUUGCAGAGGAAGGAUAAGAAGCUUGAGUGGGCGGUAUACGGGGUCUUCUACGUGGCUGUGACUAUGCUGUUCUGGUUGUUCAGGGCAGUGGUGUUUGGGAUGGAAGGAGAUAAUAAGAAAUGGAGGCAUUUGAAGUGGUUUGAUCGGUGGAGGAUCACGGAUUGA
This is a messenger RNA of Bacidia gigantensis, 2247 nucleotides long. RefSeq lists its product as uncharacterized. Gene Ontology annotation, cellular component: endoplasmic reticulum; membrane. Gene Ontology annotation, biological process: protein O-linked glycosylation via mannose. The record is from RefSeq and is a predicted model, not a curated record. The transcript is spliced from 4 exons. Gene Ontology annotation, molecular function: dolichyl-phosphate-mannose-protein mannosyltransferase activity. Lineage: Eukaryota; Fungi; Ascomycota; Lecanoromycetes; Lecanorales; Ramalinaceae. The coding region runs from base 1 to 2247 and encodes 748 amino acids.